Molecule: messenger RNA, 4566 nt
Organism: Pan troglodytes (chimpanzee)
Lineage: Eukaryota; Metazoa; Chordata; Mammalia; Primates; Hominidae
Gene: ZNF791
Product: zinc finger protein 791
Exons: 4
Coding region: 161-1891 (576 amino acids)
Biological process (GO): regulation of transcription by RNA polymerase II
Molecular function (GO): RNA polymerase II cis-regulatory region sequence-specific DNA binding; DNA-binding transcription factor activity
Source: RefSeq, a predicted model, not a curated record
AAAUGCGUGCUACGUCACUGUGCGAUCGGGUUGUGCUUAGCUUGGGGUCUCCUGGCCCCUUGACGCGUCAGGUUGCUGUACCCCUGCAUUGGAUGCGCUGUACCCUGCGCUGGCUCCGUGAACCUUAGGGACAACACCGGGACACCCGCGAGGCCGGAAAAUGGACUCAGUGGCUUUUGAGGAUGUGUCUGUGAGCUUCAGCCAGGAGGAGUGGGCUCUGCUGGCUCCUUCACAGAAGAAACUCUACAGAGAUGUGAUGCAGGAAACAUUCAAGAACCUGGCAUCUAUAGGGGAAAAAUGGGAAGAGCCGAAUGUUGAAGAUCAACACAAAAACCAAGGACGAAAUCUAAGAAGCCAUACGGGAGAGAGACUCUGUGAAGGUAAAGAAGGUAGUCAAUGUGCAGAAAACUUCAGUCCCAAUCUCAGUGUGACGAAGAAGACUGCCGGAGUAAAACCAUAUGAGUGUACUAUCUGUGGAAAAGCCUUCAUGCGUCUUUCAUCCCUUACUAGACACAUGAGGUCUCACACUGGAUAUGAGCUAUUUGAGAAGCCAUAUAAAUGUAAGGAGUGUGAGAAAGCCUUUAGUUAUCUCAAAUCCUUUCAAAGACAUGAAAGGAGUCACACUGGAGAAAAACCCUAUAAAUGUAAACAAUGUGGAAAAACCUUCAUAUAUCACCAGCCCUUUCAAAGACAUGAGCGGACUCACAUUGGAGAAAAACCCUAUGAAUGUAAGCAAUGUGGAAAAGCUCUUAGUUGUUCCAGUUCGCUUCGAGUUCAUGAAAGGAUUCACACUGGAGAAAAGCCCUAUGAAUGUAAACAAUGUGGGAAAGCCUUCAGUUGUUCCAGUUCUAUUCGAGUACACGAAAGAACUCACACUGGAGAGAAACCCUAUGCAUGUAAGGAAUGUGGGAAAGCCUUCAUUUCCCACACAAGUGUUCUAACACACAUGAUAACACACAACGGAGAUAGACCUUAUAAAUGCAAGGAAUGUGGAAAGGCAUUCAUUUUUCCCAGUUUUUUACGAGUACAUGAAAGAAUUCACACUGGAGAGAAACCCUAUAAAUGUAAACAAUGUGGUAAAGCCUUCAGAUGUUCCACCUCCAUUCAAAUUCAUGAAAGAAUUCAUACUGGAGAGAAGCCCUAUAAAUGUAAAGAAUGUGGGAAAUCUUUCAGUGCACGCCCAGCCUUUCGAGUACACGUGAGAGUGCAUACUGGAGAGAAACCCUACAAGUGUAAAGAAUGUGGGAAAGCCUUUAGUAGGAUCAGUUACUUUCGAAUACAUGAAAGGACUCACACUGGAGAGAAACCCUACGAAUGUAAAAAAUGUGGGAAAACUUUCAAUUAUCCUCUAGAUUUGAAAAUCCACAAGAGAAAUCACACUGGAGAAAAACCCUAUGAGUGUAAGGAAUGUGCAAAAACCUUCAUUUCUCUUGAGAACUUUCGAAGACACAUGAUCACCCACACUGGAGACGGACCUUAUAAAUGUAGGGACUGUGGGAAGGUGUUCAUUUUUCCUAGUGCGUUACGAACACAUGAAAGAACUCACACUGGAGAGAAACCCUAUGAAUGUAAACAAUGUGGAAAAGCCUUUAGUUGUUCUAGUUACAUUCGGAUACAUAAAAGAACUCACACUGGGGAGAAACCUUAUGAAUGUAAGGAAUGUGGGAAGGCCUUUAUUUAUCCCACAAGCUUUCAAGGACACAUGAGAAUGCAUACUGGAGAGAAACCCUAUAAAUGUAAAGAAUGUGGGAAGGCCUUUAGUCUUCACAGUUCCUUUCAAAGACAUACAAGAAUUCACAAUUAUGAGAAACCUCUUGAAUGUAAGCAAUGUGGAAAAGCCUUCAGUGUGUCCACAUCCUUAAAAAAACAUAUGAGAAUGCACAAUCGAUAGAAACUCUAUAAAUGUGUGAAAUAGGGGAAAGUUUUCAAUUCUAACAGAUGCUUUCAAAGUUGCGAAAAUUCCCACUGAAGAGAGAAAUCCUAUCAAUGUAAGUAAUAUAGAAAGCGAGAUACAAGAUGAUUCAUGUAUAGUCAGGUACCACAUAAUCAUGUUUCAUUCAGCAAUGGACCAUAUAGGUUGGUAGCCCCAUAAGAUUAUAUAACACCUAAAACAUUUCUAUCAACUGCAAUUUAGUAGCAGUAGUAACACCAUAGUGCAGCACAUUAUUUAAGUGUUUAUGGUGCUGGUGUAAACCUGCUGCACUUUCAGUUGUAUAAAAGUACAACACAGCGGCCGGGCACGGUGGCUCACGCCUGUAAUCCCAGCACUUUGGGAGGCCGAGGCGGGCGGAUCACGAGGUCAGGAGAUCAAGACCAUCCUGGCUAACACGGUAAAACCCCAUCUCUACUAAAAAUACAAAAAAUUAGCCGGGCAUGGUGGUGGGCGCCUGUAGUCCCAGCUACUCGGGAGGCUGAGGCAGGAGAAUGGCAUAAACCCAGGAGGCCGAGCUGACAGUGAGCCGAGAUCCGGCCAACAGAGCGAGACUCUGUCUCAAAAAAAAAGAAAAAGUACAACACAGCUGGGCAUGGUCACACCUGUGAUCCCAACACUGGGAGACUAAGGCAGUAGGAUUGCUUGAUGCCAGGACUACUCUGGUCAACCUAGUGAGACCCUGUCUCUACAAAAAAUAAAAACAUUUUCUAAGUGUGGUAGCACACCCUGUAGUCCCAUCUACAUGGGAGGCUGAGGCAGGAGGAUUGCCUGAGCCCAGGAGUUCAAGGCUACAGUGAACCAAGAUCACGUGAUGGCAGUCCAGCAUGGGUGACAGUGAGACUCUGUAUCAAAAAAAAAAAAAAAAAAAAAAAUUGGCUGGGCACAGUGGCUCAUACCUGUAAUCCCAGCACUUUGGGAGGCUGAGGUGGGAGAAUCAGUUGAGGUCAGGAGUUCAAGACCAGCCUGGUCAACAUGAUGAAACCCUGUCUCCAUUAGAAAUACGAAAAUUAGCUGGGCGUUCUGGUGUGCCUGUAGUCCCAGCUACUUGGGAGGCCAAAGCAGGAGAAUCGCUUGAACCCAGGAGGUGGAGAUUGCAGUGAGCUGAGAUCUACCACUACACUCCAGCCUGGGUGACAGAGCGAGACUCCGUCUCGAAAAAAAAAAAUUACAGCACAGAUGUGCAAUAUAUACUUGAUAAUAAAUGGCUAAGUUACUGGUUUAUAUAUUUACAAUCCUGUUUUAGAAUGUAUUCCUGUGUUUUUUUUAACAGUAAGACAGUCUCAGGCAGGUCCUUAAGGAGAUAUUCCUGGAAAAACAUUGUUAUGAUAGGCGAUGACGGCUCCAUGUGCAGGACUGCCCCUGAACGUAUUCUGGCGGGACAAAACAUGGAGGCAGAAGACAAUGAUAUUGAUGAUCCUCACCCCGUGUAGUCCUACACUAAUGUGUGUUUGUGUCUUAGUUAGUCUUUAACAAAAAUAGUUUAAAAAAAUUUAAUAGAAAAAGCUUAUAGAAUAUGGACAUAAAAUAUUUUUGUACAGCUGUACAAUGUGUUUUAAGCUAAAUUAUUACAAAGUCAAAGUUUUUAAAAAUAAGUUUAUAAAGAAAAUAAUGUACAGUAAGUUAAGGUUUAUUCAUUAUUGAGGAAAAAAUGUUUUUAUGAAUGUAGUGUAGUCCAAGUGUACAGUGUUUAUAAAUUCUCCAUUAGUGUACAGUAACAUCCUGGGCCUUCGCAUUCACUCACCACUCAACUGACUCACCCAGAGCAACUUCUAGUCCUGCAAGCUAUGUUCAUGGAGUGUCCUAUGCAGGUGCAUCCUUUUUUAUCUUUUAUACUGCAUGUUUACCCUGUGUAUUUUCUGUGUUUAGACUCAUAAAUACUUAACAUUUUGUUACAAUUUCCUACAGUGUUCAGUACAAUAACAUGUUGUAUGGUUUAUAGCCUAGUAGCAAUAGACUGUACCAUAUAGUCUAGAUGUGUUGUAGCUAUACCAUCUAGAUUUGUGUAAGUUCACUUUGUGAUGUUUGUACCAUGAGGAAAUCACCUACGACACGUUUCUCAGAACAUAUACCCAUGAUUAAGCAAUCUCUGCCUGUAAAAUGCUCCAGAAAAUUCACACCAUGAUAUAAAUUCAUCACACAUGAUAUAAAAGUUAAGGCAAGGCAUGGUGGCUCAUGCCUGUAAUCCCAGCACUUUGGGAGGCCAAGGCAGGCAGAUCACCUGAGGUCAGGAGUUCGAGACCAGCCUGGCCAAGACGGUGAAACCCCAUCUCUACUAAAAAUACAAAAAUUACCUGAGCGUGGUGGCAUACACUUGUAAUUCCAGCUACUUGGGAGGCUGAGGCAGGAGAAUCAUUUGAACCUGGGAGGUGGAGGCUGCAGUGAGCUGAGAUUGUGCCACUACACUCCAGCCUGGGCAACAGAGCAAGACUCCGUCCCACACACCAAAAAAAAGUUAAAAAUUUUUUAUCACUGGCUCAUUCUUCAAGUACAUCUCUGGACUAUGAAUUGUAACUUACUACUUUUCCAAGAAGUCUUGGAAGUGAGAUAAUUCUGUAAGUACUCUUUAAGCAGUAGUCAAAAGUUUAAAAGGUUGUGUUUUCUCAUUAAAUCAGUUAGUAAAACUUUUCUCUUUC